Molecule: messenger RNA, 762 nt
Organism: Fusarium oxysporum Fo47
Lineage: Eukaryota; Fungi; Ascomycota; Sordariomycetes; Hypocreales; Nectriaceae
Product: RGS domain-containing protein
Exons: 1
Coding region: 1-762 (253 amino acids)
Source: RefSeq, a predicted model, not a curated record
AUGCAAUCAUUACCUGAAGUUAUCUCUAAUUUCAAUUCAGACGCGGGUGGAUUAUCUGACUUUACAGCCUAUCUUUCAAAAAAUCAUUGCCUAGAAACCCUUCAAUUCACCCAAGACGCAUCGAGAUACCGAGCUCAUUACGCAGAGAUAGUCGAGGAUAAAGAAAUCCCUUGGGAAUAUCUAAGACGCCAUUACGACUACCUACAGGAACUAUGGGAAGAUCUACUCGGCACUUAUAUCCUCCCUAGCGGACAUCGCGAGGUCAACCUUCCCUCUGAAGUUAGGGCUCGACUUCUUGGAUUACGUUCUUCUGCACUUCCUCCACAUCCAUCGGAAUUGGAUGAAGCCGUGAAGAUCAUUCUUGAGCUCAUGGAGGACUCGAUUCUACCUGGGUUCCUGAGGUCUUAUGUGUCGAUGGAUAAAUCGGGAGAUACAGGUGGUGGCUGGAGGGGGAUUUUCGACAGACUUCAGCGGAAAAUCCCAACAUCCACGUCAGAACGGGGCUACGAGGACUCUGGGUCGCGGGCUUCCGGUUCGAGAGAAGACGGUGAGGCCACUCUUUGUACACGCCGCCGCUUCCUAGGAGGCGCCCCCGCAUCACCUCACAGCCAUCUACUGCGGCCCCUGGGAGAGUUAUUUGACUAUACUGUCCGCGGAGUCAGGGGUAUGAGGUGGUUGAAGCCGCCGCUAGAGAAUGAUGGAGCAGCAGACUCUGAGAUCGAUGCUAAGGACGAGCAAGGCAGGGUAAAGCUUUUGGAAUGA